UGGACCAUUUGAAAGGUAUUUUAAAUUUAGUUAAAUUGAAAAUCCUGUUGUUUGAUGCCUGACACAUGCAAAAGAGUGAACUCUUCAUUGAAUCACCAUUCCUCCCAUACUGUCAUAGGUUCAGAGAUGGGUUAAAAACGCUUGGAGUCCUGGAGCAGAUCCAGAAUCAUCCAGAAUCGUUCAGUCCAGUGAUGUGCUACAAUCCAAGGCCGCUCACCGCUGACCAGGUUGAUGGGCUGUUCCACAUCCGGUGGUCAGAGGAGGGGAGCAACCAGAAAAGAGAGGAGAGAACAGUAGUUGCUUUCUGGAGGGACUAUUUGCAAGAUGUUGAAGAGGAAGAUGGAUCAAAGAAGUUGGGGGACAUCCUAGCAUUUGCAACUGGAUCUGAUGCAGUACCAACAAUCGGCUUCUCAACCAUCUCUUGAAUUUCUUCACCCUAGUGGUGGAGCAGCAAAGUUCCCUGUUGCCAACACCUGCAUCAGCUGUCUUCGACUGCCGAUCUACAGCACGUACGAUUGUUUUAGGACCAACAUGGACUUUGC
Messenger RNA from Gadus morhua (Atlantic cod), 542 nucleotides. RefSeq names its product G2/M phase-specific E3 ubiquitin-protein ligase-like. The transcript is spliced from 2 exons. NCBI's taxonomy places the organism in Eukaryota, Metazoa, Chordata, Actinopteri, Gadiformes, Gadidae. Bases 66 to 425 code for a protein of 119 amino acids. The record is from RefSeq and is a predicted model, not a curated record. Gene Ontology annotation, molecular function: ubiquitin-protein transferase activity.